AUGGUUAUGGAAAAAAAAAAUAGUUUUUAUGAUAAUGAAUAUAAUGUUGAAAGUGAUAAUAUCCCAUUCAUUCAAAUUAGUGAAGAUUUUGAAGAGGUUCCUAUAUCAGUUAAAUAUGGAUCAAAUAUUGAAACAUCAAAUUAUGAAAUACUAAAACAAGUACAAAAUAAAAAAGAUUUCAAAUAUUCAUUAUUUUUUUUUCUUUUGGGUUUUUUAUUUGUGUUACCUUGGGGUCUUAAUAUAAAAUAUUUAAAAAGUAGAAAUAAAACUGCUAGAAAACUAUCAAUUGUCUCUAUUGUAUUAUUCAUUAUUAGCGUAUUGGUUAUUGUUGCUAUAAUUCUAUAUUACAGUCUCUCUCCAUUAUUAGAGAAACGUUUUAAAAUAUUUUUUAAAUAA
Messenger RNA from Dictyostelium purpureum, 396 nucleotides. RefSeq lists its product as uncharacterized. The record is from RefSeq and is a predicted model, not a curated record. Lineage: Eukaryota; Evosea; Eumycetozoa; Dictyosteliales; Dictyosteliaceae. The transcript has a single exon. The coding region runs from base 1 to 396 and encodes 131 amino acids.